CAAGGAGAUUUGGCCCUGGCCUAAAUGACAACCGAUCUGCAGUUUGCAAACCUGCUGUUGACAGAGUGCCACUAGCUGCCAGGUGCACCAGGAGGAUCCUGGUGUCUUUCCUUUUGACUGAACUCCUGUCGUUACUUUUGGAUUUAAGCUUCAGAAAAUUAAGGAGGAAAUGUCAGGAGUUGCUAAAGAGCGUCUUGAGAGGUAUUUAGAGGGGAGGGAAGAGAAGUUGUCACCAGUGGAGGCAGUCAAAGUGGAGAUCCGAGGAGGCAAGAUGCUCUUCCUACCAGCUCUCAUCCUGCUCUCUGGUGUCCUCUGUGGUGCCUCAGCGGUGGAUCCCGUUCCCACCUAUGAGCACCAAGACCGGAGGAAAAUCCUCCAGUGCAACAAGUGUCCGCCAGGCACUCACAUGGUCGCUCACUGCACUGCCACCAGCCCCACCCAGUGCUCUCCGUGCGGACCGGACCACUUCACCGAGCUGUGGAACUACCUGCCCAAGUGUCUGUACUGCAGCAACCUAUGCUCUGAGAACCAGGAGGUGGAGAAGGAGUGCUCCCCGACCAGCGACAGGGUGUGUCGGUGCAAAGAGGGCUUCUACGCCAUUGACGACUUCUGUUUCCCACACUCAGAGUGUGGCCCCGGGCAGGGAGUCCUAACCAAAGGUACACUGCAAAAAGACACUGUUUGUGAGUACUGCCUCGAUGGCUAUUUUUCCAACUCAUCUUCGGCGUCGGAUUUGUGCGUAAAACACCAGGAAUGCUCAAGCACACAGUCUGUGCUCCUCCACGGCUCAGUGUACCACGACACAGUGUGUGGCUCCUGUGAAGAUCUUGCAAACGGAGGUGAAACGCUCAUGACAUUCAUGUCAGCAUUCUUUGGUGCACGCAGGAUGCGUCCAGGAAGAAAGCAUAUGUUUGGCAAUAUGUACGUGCCUGAGUCGGGAGAAGAGAGGCCCACCACUCUUCCCAAACAGAGAGGUCCCCUCCUGGAUCACAUCCGAAGGUGGCUGGCCAGAGCUCAAGAGGAACAGCUGAGAAACCUGCCAGAGAGGGUUUCGAAGCUCAACACCAUGGCAGAAAAACUAGAGAAGAGAUUCAGCGAGAUUGAGCAGAGGAUCCCAAACUGUACCUUAAGCAUCUGAUGCACUCCAAACGCUUGCAGAAUCCUUAAUAUAUAUUUGAGUAUGCCUCUUUUUGAUUUUAGAAAGUGAUAGAGCAUCUUCUUUUCUCAUUAUUUUAGUCUGCAUGUUAUUUGUUUUUUGCACUCAUUACAAGCAGUGCACAUUACACAGGUUGAGGUGACCAUAAGUGCAUAUGAAUUUUUAUACUAAAUGAAGACUCAACAAGACAUUAAACAAAGUGUGUUAUGGUAUUGUUGCAACUGUUUUUGUAUCACAUUGACAAUAUUAGGUGGUGCAUCGAAACCUUGCAUGAUGAAAAAAAUGUAUUAUAUUAUAUUAUAUUAUAUUAUAUUAUAUUAUAUUAUAUUAUAUUAUAUUAUAUUAUAUUAUAUUAUAUUAUAUUAUAUUAUACAGAUGUCAGGAGUUAUAUGCAAAUAGUGUCAUUUAAUACUGAAAUAUUUAAUCUGCCAAGCUAAUCUAAAAAAAAACAAAGCAAACCAAGCUGUUAUUUCAAGAAAUCGCCACACGAUGUCGCCCCUCUCUGUUGAACUCUGGGGCCAGUCUAAAUCAAAUAAUAUAAACUACUUUUCCUAAAUAGAAUAGCGAAAGAAAGUUGUAUCGUGUCUCUUUUAACUAAAUAAUAAAGACUAUGAUAUUAA
Messenger RNA from Mugil cephalus (flathead mullet), 1776 nucleotides. RefSeq names its product tumor necrosis factor receptor superfamily member 6B-like. NCBI's taxonomy places the organism in Eukaryota, Metazoa, Chordata, Actinopteri, Mugiliformes, Mugilidae. The coding region runs from base 170 to 1138 and encodes 322 amino acids. The transcript is spliced from 6 exons. The record is from RefSeq and is a predicted model, not a curated record. Gene Ontology annotation, molecular function: protein binding.